Cyprinodon variegatus (sheepshead minnow) is the source of this 562-nucleotide messenger RNA. Its product is annotated as gamma-crystallin M2-like. The record is from RefSeq and is a predicted model, not a curated record. The transcript has 3 exons. Gene Ontology annotation, molecular function: structural constituent of eye lens. The coding region runs from base 32 to 556 and encodes 174 amino acids. NCBI's taxonomy places the organism in Eukaryota, Metazoa, Chordata, Actinopteri, Cyprinodontiformes, Cyprinodontidae. Gene Ontology annotation, biological process: visual perception; lens development in camera-type eye.
AUGUUCAGGCGGGACAGGAAAAGCAGCAAACAUGGGAAAGAUUAUCUUCUAUGAUGAUAAAGAUUUCUCUGGGCACCAUUUUGAGUGCUCCAAAGACUGUUCAGACCUGCUAAGCAACCUGAGUCAGUGCAACUCCAUCAGGGUGGAGAGUGGAUGCUUUAUGAUUUAUGAAAAACCCAAUUACACUGGGAACCAGUACUACCUGAAGAAAGGAGAAUAUCCCGACUUUCACCACUGGAUGGGGGUCAACAACUCGGUUGGUUCCUGUCACCACAUCGACACGGAGCCUGGGUCAUUCAAUAUGCGCCUGUAUGAGCGAAUUGAGUUUGGCGGCCAAAUGAUGGACCUGAUGGAUGACUGUCCCAACGUAAUGGACCGCUUCAACAUUCCCAAUGUCUUCUCUUGCAAUGUUGCAAAUGGGAACUGGCUUUUCUACGAGCGUCCACACUAUCGUGGCAAGAUGUACUUGAUCCGACCCAGAGAAUAUAAAAGGUUCAGUGAUUGGGGUGGAAGAACCGCCAGGGUUGGCUCCAUCAGACGUAUUGUGGACUAUUGACCUAUU